This is a messenger RNA of Manduca sexta (tobacco hornworm), 417 nucleotides long. RefSeq names its product PR domain zinc finger protein 14-like. NCBI's taxonomy places the organism in Eukaryota, Metazoa, Arthropoda, Insecta, Lepidoptera, Sphingidae. The coding region runs from base 1 to 417 and encodes 138 amino acids. The transcript has a single exon. The record is from RefSeq and is a predicted model, not a curated record.
AUGAAAAUUGGCUCUUUGAAGAAAUUGAUAAAACAUUUGAAGAAUAUUCACAGAGAACGAAUCUACGCUGUUAAAAAUUAUAUAGUUCCGUUCAAUUUUGAUACGGAAGAGUUGCAAUGUGCUCUAUGUGCUAAAAAGUUCGAAGAUUUCAAAUUGCUGUCUGAUCACACGAAUGAGCAUUUCAAGAAUUUCGAAUGCUGGUUGUGCAACCAUUGGUUUAUCAACAAACAUGCAUUAGAGCUUCAUUCGUACAGGCACCAUGGCGGCGCGUACGAAUGCUCGUACUGCUCGAGUAUCUUCGACACGGCGUCGGAGAAGAGCGAGCACGUGCGUGUCGUACACUACCUCCAACAAGACGACUGCGUGUGCGCACUGUGCCGACACAUUUCAGACCAAAGUGAAACUCGAGAGACAUAA